Messenger RNA from Kwoniella mangroviensis CBS 8507, 1554 nucleotides. RefSeq lists its product as uncharacterized. The record is from RefSeq and is a predicted model, not a curated record. NCBI's taxonomy places the organism in Eukaryota, Fungi, Basidiomycota, Tremellomycetes, Tremellales, Cryptococcaceae. Bases 1 to 1554 code for a protein of 517 amino acids. The transcript is spliced from 2 exons.
AUGCAAUCUCCCUUGAAGGGCUCACAAAUUCAAUCCGGCUGGACCGAUUCAUACAAAUAUCAAAAUCAAGAUGGACCCAAGUCGGUGGACAGGAAAAGAAGGGGUAGAGGUGUUGAUAUAAUAUCUUCGUCAUUACCAACUCCACCAUCUCAAUCAUCAAGUCAUCUUCCCUCUCCAGAGACAGUCCGAAGAUCGGCUCGACCUCGUAAACACCUUCCUCCUUCCACUACUCAACUUCCCACUCCUCAGACUCAACGUACCAAACGCCGCCUUUCACCUUCAACUAUCCUCGAAGAAGAAGAAGAAGUUAUACCAUCUCCAUCGGGACAUACCACUUUCUUCCUUUCCAACCAGACCAACGCUUCGUCAUCGAGUAGUAGACCAGAGAAGAUCCGGCGUAGACCUGGCUUGACUUUCGCUCAGCAGAUGGGGUUGCUCAAUACGGGUAAAGGCGUAGGGAUGGGCGGAGGACAUAAAUCAGGAGUCCAUGUAUAUGGAAAAGUAGAUCAGAUAGGUGGUGUGGAGAAGGAAAAAGAAAGAGGAGGUCCAGUCAAGGAAGAAAAUCCAUUCUUAGUCUCUGGAUCUGGAUUGGGGUUGGGUGCACCUAUACCUAUGCGUUCCCCUGGACAGACAACGAUCCAUCAGCCAAGUGGUCCAGGUGGUGACGAAGAGGGGUUCAACUCAGAUACUGAGGGUCAACCGUCUCUUGCUCCUCGCAGACCCCCAAGAUUAGCUUCACCCAUAGCUUGUGGUAAGACCCAUCCAACACUGGCUCAAAGUAUCUCACCGACCGGUCUACUUUCACCUCCACCUACGAAACAUGCACCACGAAUCGCUUCUUCUUCUUCAUCAAAAGCAAAAGGUAUCACUCGUCAGGAGAACGUUCGACGUAAAAAGGAGAUGGAAAUGUUAGAUUACGACUCAAACCCGUUCCUUAUCAAACCUGGUGAACCUUCUACACGAAUACCCAAGACAAAAGGACCGAUAGUAGAUGAAGAUUUACCUACUGUCACAUAUGUAUUUAGAGGAUCAAAGAAAGUAUUUGCCAACCCCCUAUAUCCCUCUAACACGGUAUUUCCUAGAUCGGAAUUGGAUCCUGAAGAUGAAGAAUUCGAACCGAAUCCUCUACCUAAACCCAAGCUUUUAUGGCCUACUGGCCCGUCACCUUCUUCGUCGAAGAAGCAACGAGAACGAGAGAGGACACCAUCAAGAUCACCUCCUAGUUCACCUGUAUCGACACCUACGAGAAGUACGAGGUUUGGCAAUUCAAAUCUUAGCUUGUCGGUCGGACCGAAAGGUAGAGCUCAAGAUGAAGGGGAAGGGAUAUAUAGUGAUGAUGAAGGUGAAUUGAUGAUGAGGGAUAUUCGCACUGAAGAACAUGCGGAUACGGAUACUCAUGGUCAGGCAGAUUUGCAAGACGUAUUACCUAGUAGGCGAGGAUUAUUAUUUGGUGGUGGGAUUGGAGGUUCGACAAAUAAGGGAGUGAAGAGGGAUGUAGAUGAGGGUGAUCUUGGUGGAAGAGGCAAGAAAGCCAGAGGUAUAUUGAGGUUGUGA